CACUCGUCUCACUCGGUCGCUACGUAGCGACCGGGCUCGAGCCAAAGUUCGGUCGCUGUGUAGCGAUUAAACCUUUCCGAACAUCGAUACGACACCAGUCCAUGCAUUCUCGUCAAACCUUCGAAUGCUAUUGAUGCGGUCAUCAAAUCAGUACCUGAACUAGAAGCCAACCAGUUGCACCAAACAGCUAAUCCAAAGACUCACCAGGAUAUGUGUUCAAUCAAAACGGCGUAUGUCACCAACCAGGAGGACAUUGUCCAUGAAACUAAUUUUCCUGCAUUCUACGAUCAACAAGGAGUCAAUCCCAAUUGGAAUCAUCAUCAAAGAUACUCGGACCAGGAAGAUAUAAAUUUUACAAACCGGAGGUUCUCCAUCCCGUCCAUCUGCGAGUAUCCGAGUUUAGAUGUUGUUUCAAGCCCAAAAAAGAAGCGUUCCGACCCAAACCAAAGCUUGGACAUCAAGAAGGAUCUCUUAUCUUUCCAACAAGCCAAGAAUGGGAAGAAAAGUCCACGGCAAUAUGGAGUUAUGAUCAAUUUCUCAAAACCGGACAAACCAGUUCUGCACUUGCCUUAUUUGGAAGCUGACCGGUUCAAUCAAUUGCAAACCAGACAUUGGCGACCAGGAGAGACAUCUAACCAUUCAGGAGACAAAUCCAAACUUCCAGGAGAGUCAGAGACGUUCUUACAAUGCACCAGCAUCCAUCAGAUUAUUCAGAAUCAAACAAGACCAUACUUGCCAUUUUUGGAGUCAAAAGCCAUCAAUUCUCAACAGCUCUUUUACCAUCAAGAUUGGUACGACUUCUAUACAUAUUUAUUCAGUAAAGAAGUUCCCAAGAAGCUCACUUACAGCCUCAAACCGUCCAGAUACAAAACCAGAAUCAAAUCCCUUGAAGAAAGCCAUUGGAACCAAGAAAUUCUCCUAACGGCUAGUUUAUCGGUUUCCUUGUUUAGUUUUUGUUUCCUUUCUUUUUUGUGACCGUUUGGUCUCUGUCUGAGGUCAUGCUCUAUAUAAGCAGACCCAUUUGUAUACUUUAGAUUCACCUUUCAAUCUUUAAGAAAUAAUAUUCAGUUUAUCUUUUAUCAAAGAAUUUCUUUGCAUAAAAAUCUGUUCUUUAGUUUCUAAGUGUGAGAUACAUUAGAAAGCUAUUGAGUUCGUGGUUCAUAGGUUCUUUGUGUGAUACAGGAGCCUUGAGACACAGAUUGAGAGAGUCAAUCAGCACCCACGGAUUGAGAGAGUCAAUCAUAAUCUAUCCAACAUCAUCUAUCCAUCAUCCAUCUUCAAUCAUCUAUCCAUAAACCAUUCCAUCCCUUUAUCUUUUAGUUUCUAUUCUUAUUUUAAUUAUUCAUAAACUCAUUGUUCUUCAUUGUUUCCAGGUUAGAUUGGAUUAAAAGGAAUAGCAAGUCGGCCAUCUUCACCAUCUUUCCAUCUGGUCUUCUUCCUUACCGAUAAGAUCGACCCAUCGCCCAUCCAUCUCAUCGACCCAGCUUCCCAGCCUGCAACAUUUGGUAUCAGAGCUUAAAGCUCCAAUAUCAGGUGAUAUCAAUCCAUAUCUAUCUAUGUUCUUUUCAUUCCUUGCUAGUUUUCAUUUAUAAAAAAAAAAAUAAAAGACCAAAAAAAAUGUUAUUUGCUUCAAGUUUGAAUUUUUGCAUUUUGUGUUCUUGAGAAAAGAAAAUUAAAAAGAGAAAGAGUUUUGUUAGUUUGAUCCACGAAAUUCCUUUAACAUAUUAGUCUAGUUGUUUGCAUUCAUUUCCCCCAGCUCCCUUUUCCAUAUUUAAUUUUGCAUACCAUAAAAUCUCUCAUUUUGAAUUUUUCUCAUUUAUGUUGCAUCAUUUAAAUUAAAAAAAAAAACAAAUCUCAUAUAUUGUUUCAUGCUCAUUUUGUGCAUACCAUAUAGUAGUUAUAUUGUGCAUUUAAAUAUAUAUAUAUAUAAAAAAACCAUUUAGUCUUUUUUUGCAUUAGUUCAUUUCCUAGUUUCCUUUUUCGAUUUAUUUGCAUUAAAAAAAAAAAGUGUUCUGUGUUUCCAUUAAUCUGAAAACCAAAAUAAAAACUUGUUUCUUUGUUUAUUUUAAAUAUAUUUCGUGCUGCUUCUGAUAUAUUUUAUAAAAAAAAAGAAGAAGGAAUUUUCCAUUCUUGUUUUCAAACUUUUCGAAAAAAAAAAAAAAAUUAAUAAGUUUCCAUUUUGCUCUUUAUUCUUUCCUUUGUUUGUCUAGCCACGAAUUGAUUCUUCUUUUAUCUGUUUGUGCAAGGUAAACAUUAAGAAAAGACAGAAGAGACGCCAUGGAGUAUUACUCAGAAGAAGAAGACUCUGUUGAUUCAAGCCAAUGUUCCGAUAUCGAUGAAACCGACCAAGCAUGGUCCAGUAAGGAGGAUGGCUGUGAAAGAUCGUGUUCUGCUGAUGAAUACUCUAGUUCAGAGUAUGGAGACGACCCUGGUGAAGAAAGUCCUGAACCUAAACCACCAGACCACUCUCAAGGCAACACAAGAUUUUACAAGAAAGGAGGUUGCCGAGAAAACAAAUCAUGGAGCAUUGACACUGAUUCUGAAAUCAGUAUGGGAGAGGAAGAUGAAUGUGAUCCACAUCCUACCCAGGCUUGCAAUCCUCUCAAGAAAUCACUGAUGCCAGCCAGCUAUGGAGUUACUCCAUACAAAGUACCAGGCCGAUCCAAAUCCACAACAGCUAGAAAAGCACAAUCAACACCAGCUGCCACAAAGAAGCAAUCCAGAACAGAACGUGGGAACACACCUGAUUAUCUAGUCUUUUCAGGUUCUAGCAUGGACCCUGGAGUCUAUUUAAGAUGGGAGGAUGAUAUGAAGCAGUGGCUGCGAGCAAAGAACAUCCCAAAGGAAGAUAAGCUAUCAUAUGCCCUUGAUAUGCUUAUUGGAAAAGCUUACACUUGGUGGGAACAAGAAGAUGCCCAGACCUACUACUCUAAUCCAGUACUCAAUUGGGGAGAUCUUAAGGCACGCAUGUAUAAGGAGUUUGUAAGGAAGCUCAGGGCCAGCAACAAAGUUCUCACAAGGUCUAUGUACCAAGAAAAUCGGUGGAGUUCAAUGUCAACACCAAAGGCAAGACCAGCUGCUGAUAAGAGUCACGCCCACUGUCCUGAUCCAAGGAAGUCAUUGUCCACUUCAAAUAAGGCAGAGGAGGUUGAGAAAAUUUCUCCAGGCAAGAAGUAUCAAGGCUGGACAAGCACCACAUCAAAGCACCAUCACCAAGCAACAUCAAGGAAAGAGGUGUCUAGCUUAAAACCAGAAUCUUCUUCUAUGCCUAUGAGUGCUCACGGCCUUAAGCCCAAGAAGGUGACAUCAAGUGUCCCUACACUUCACAAAGGAGCUAUGAGGUCGUCCCAAACAGAGACGUUUCAAGAGAGACCCAUCCCUACACUUUUGAUGGAAUCACAAGGGAUACAAGAAGUAUGUCAAAGGUCCAAAGAAACUUCCAACCAACAAGAGAACAUAAGAAGCCAAGGUAAGUCCUCUAACUCUAAAAAUUUAAAAGAUCAGACAUGUUAUAGAUGUCAUAGACGUGGACACUUUGCUGCUGUUUGUCCAUCUAAGAAAUUGAAAGAAACAUCACUAGGAGAGAAAACUGAAAUAUCAAAAAUAAGUGAUAGUUUAAUUCAGUCUGAUUUGUUGGUUUCCAAUGCUUGUAUAAUGCACUUGUCUAUGCCAAAAAGUGUUAAUACAGGUCCUAAGGAGCAUGAGUCCAUUGAAGAAGAACCACCAGGAGAAAUUAUUGAGAUGGACCAGAAUAAAGCUCAAGACAUAAGGAAACACAUGUUCCUUAAGGAGAUCAAUUCCGAGGCAUCCAUACUGCCCAAUCCGACCAGCACUACACCAGGUAUGAUCCAACAUCAAGAUAUAAUUAGUAAAGCUAAUUUGUGUGUUCAUGGUACAGGAAGCCCAAGUUUGGAACAUAGGAUCCAAAAGAAUAAUGGGGAUAAUAUUUCCAACAAAUGGAGGCAGAAUCCAAGCCAAAGUUAUACAAGAAAGAGUGGACCACAAGAAAGUGAGGCCACGACUGAAUGUACCAGACUUUCUGAGGCCACUCCAAGAGAAGUCCAAGGUCAUGAGAUCAUUCCUGAGCCACUCCACAAUUGGAAGAUAAAACCAGAACCAUUGAUUUUUCUAGAACCAAAACUCAAAGAUUUUGAGACAGGUUUAGGAACUCAGAAGAAGUGCACGGCCCAAGGACAAAGGACACCAGUUCUGAUAUUAGGUACAUCACUUGAUUUAAAUAAAAGAACUGAUAGUCUUGUUCCAUUAAAACUUUCAAAUUCUAGAUUUAAGCACUUGUCUUUGCCAAAGAGUUUUGAUCCAGGGAUAAGACAAGGUGAUGGACGACCAAGCCAUGGUAAAAGGAUGGAAGAGAAACAGGGACAGCACCUGACUUGUCCACAAAACGUUGAAGGAGACGCAAGAAGCAUCAAAAGCAAACAAGCUGCCAAAGAGAAAAACAUCCUUCAACUAGCUAAAACCAUUUGGGGAAAUCUGAACUUUACUUGUCUUAUUUAUAAAUUUUCAAACCCAGAUAUAAUCCACUUGUUUCCUGCCAAAAGUGUUGAAUUUAUUUCAGGGGCAGAGGCUAAGCAUCACAUUGAUGAUCAACGCAAGGAGAUCACAAAGUGUUUACAUGCCAAAAGAAAUAAAGAAGUUGUCAUCAGCAACCUCUUGAUCCUAGACGUUCCAGAAGAUAAGACACCACCCAGCAGAGUGCCAGACCAAAACAGAGGAGUAGCCUUGUCGUUCCUACUCAAAGAAGAGCCACCAGAUGUGCCAUCAAAGAUCAAACCCAUCAAAUACCAAGAUUAUCCAGUUUCGAGGUCGAAACUUUUUCAAGUGAGAGGGUAUGAUGCGGUCAUCAAAUCAGUACCUGAACUAGAAGCCAACCAGUUGCACCAAACAGCUAAUCCAAAGACUCACCAGGAUAUGUGUUCAAUCAAAACGGCGUAUGUCACCAACCAGGAGGACAUUGUCCAUGAAACUAAUUUUCCUGCAUUCUACGAUCAACAAGGAGUCAAUCCCAAUUGGAAUCAUCAUCAAAGAUACUCGGACCAGGAAGAUAUGAAUUUUACAAACCGGAGGUUCUCCAUCCCGUCCAUCUGCGAGUAUCCGAGUUUAGAUGUUGUUUCAAGCCCAAAAAAGAAGCGUUCCGACCCAAACCAAAGCUUGGACAUCAAGAAGGAUCUCUUAUCUUUCCAACAAGCCAAGAAUGGGAAGAAAAGUCCACGGCAAUAUGGAGUUAUGAUCAAUUUCUCAAAACCGGACAAACCAGUUCUGCACUUGCCUUAUUUGGAAGCUGACCGGUUCAAUCAAUUGCAAACCAGACAUUGGCGACCAGGAGAGACAUCUAACCAUUCAGGAGACCAAUCCAAACUUCCAGGAGAGUCAGAGACGUUCUUACAAUGCACCAGCAUCCAUCAGAUUAUUCAGAAUCAAACAAGACCAUACUUGCCAUUUUUGGAGUCAAAAGCCAUCAAUUCUCAACAGCUCUUUUACCAUCAAGAUUGGUACGACUUCUAUACAUAUUUCUUCAGUAAAGAAGUUCCCAAGAAGCUCACUUACAGCCUCAAACCGUCCAGAUACAAAACCAGAAUCAAAUCCCUUGAAGAAAGCCAUUGGAACCAAGAAAUUCUCCUAACGGCUAGUUUAUCGGUUUCCUUGUUUAGUUUUUGUUUCCUUUCUUUUUUGUGACCGUUUGGUCUCUGUCUGAGGUCAUGCUCUAUAUAAGCAGACCCAUUUGUAUACUUUAGAUUCACCUUUCAAUCUUUAAGAAAUAAUAUUCAGUUUAUCUUUUA
Molecule: messenger RNA, 5798 nt
Organism: Brassica rapa (field mustard)
Lineage: Eukaryota; Viridiplantae; Streptophyta; Magnoliopsida; Brassicales; Brassicaceae
Molecular function (GO): nucleic acid binding; zinc ion binding
Source: RefSeq, a predicted model, not a curated record